Erythranthe guttata (spotted monkey flower) is the source of this 732-nucleotide messenger RNA. The record is from RefSeq and is a predicted model, not a curated record. Lineage: Eukaryota; Viridiplantae; Streptophyta; Magnoliopsida; Lamiales; Phrymaceae.
AUGGCAUUCAGAGGUUUUCAGAGAUCCGUCGGCACUGCUUUUCCGGUGGCCGGAGAUCAUAUUCUUCCUCGCAGUAUUCCUUAUAAUCCGUACGGCCGCCGCGCCGCUCACCAACACCACCAGUAUGUCUAUCAACAGAGGGCUCUGCGCACUCAUCCGCCGCCGCAUUGGGGUGGUGGUGGAUCUGGUUUUCCGGUGGCCGGAGAAUAUAUCAGAACGACGGCGGCCCAACAGCUUCUUCCUCCACAAAACUACUACGACUACUACUACGUUCAUCAAGAUUUCUCGAUUAAUCCUCCUCCUCCUCCUCCACAACAACAUUUUGAUUAUUUUCGUGAAGAUGAAACCCUAAUUCUGAAUGGGACCACUGUUCAUCCACGUCAGCAACAACAACAUGCAAUACCUCGUAAUAAUAACAACGGUGCUGGUGGUGGUGGUGGUUUUGGUUUGUCGGAAUCUCAGAUCAAGAAGUGUGUGAAGAUAAUAAAGAUUACUAAUUCUUGUCCUAAUUAUUAUAUCGAUAAUCGAGGCGGCGCCACCGCGGGCGAAGAAGGAAGCGAAGUUUGUGCGAUAUGUUUGGAUGAUUUGUACUGCCCCGAUCAAAGUACUAAUAAUAAUCAUGUCGGAAUUCUUGACUGCAGACACGUAUAUCACUCGGAUUGCAUCCGACAGUGGCUGCGCGUCAAAAAUUUCUGUCCGAUGUGUAAAUCGGUGGCGCAUUCGUCGUCGUGA